AUGCCACCAAAGGGAGUUGCAAGCAAGGCACCAGCUGCCGCCAAGGCACCUGCAUCCGCAUCAAAGGCCCCAGCUAGCAAGCAAGACGCUGGCAAGAAGACCACCACCAGCGAAGGAAAGCCACGCAAGAAGAAGGGACGCAAGGAGACCUACUCUUCAUACAUUUACAAAGUUCUCAAGCAAGUUCACCCAGAUACUGGUAUCUCCAACCGCGCCAUGUCCAUCUUGAACUCCUUUGUCAACGAUAUCUUUGAGCGCGUCGCCACUGAGGCAUCCAAGCUCGCUGCUUACAACAAGAAGAGCACCAUCUCAUCAAGAGAAAUUCAAACCUCUGUUCGUCUUAUUCUCCCCGGUGAACUCGCCAAGCACGCCGUCUCUGAGGGUACCAAGGCUGUUACCAAGUACUCUUCAUCCACGAAAUAA
This is a messenger RNA of Botrytis deweyae, 423 nucleotides long. RefSeq lists its product as uncharacterized. Gene Ontology annotation, cellular component: nucleosome. Gene Ontology annotation, molecular function: DNA binding; protein heterodimerization activity; structural constituent of chromatin. Gene Ontology annotation, biological process: nucleosome assembly. Lineage: Eukaryota; Fungi; Ascomycota; Leotiomycetes; Helotiales; Sclerotiniaceae. The transcript is spliced from 4 exons. The record is from RefSeq and is a predicted model, not a curated record. Bases 1 to 423 code for a protein of 140 amino acids.